CGCUGCGGAGCGGAAGUUGAGCGGGAUCCUCUUGCAGGAGACAUGUCUGGGGAUACGGUGGGACUGACCCUGAUGCACGGUAGUUCAAAACACAAGAUUGAAAUUUCAGCGGUACAGGAAGGAUGUGAACCUACAUUACAGGACAUGGCAACUGUUAUUGCUCAAGUUACUGGAGUACCCCAGCAACUGCAGAAACUAAUUUUCAAAGGUAAAUCUCUCAAAGAAAUGGAACAGCCUUUGUCUGUUCUUGGUGUUAAAAAUGGCUGUAAAAUAAUGAUGAUCGGCAAAAAGAACAGUCCUGAAGAGGAAGCUGAAUUAAAGAAGUUAAAGGAACUGGAAAAAUCCACAGACCAGCUCUCCCACAAACUGGAAGAAAUUAAUGCAGAGCUGACAGGCAUUCAGAAUGGGUUCCUUGCCCAAGAUCUUCAAUCAGCCGCAUUAAGCAAAUUAGAGAAGAAAGUGAAGAGCACAUCGGAACAGUGUAUGAAGUUUCUUGAACAGAUUGAUGCUAUGAGUUUGCCUGAUGACUUUAGUGACUGCAGACAUAAGAGAAAAAGUCUUGUGAAGAAUGUACAGAAUUACUUGGCUCAGUGUGAUGUCAUUGAAACAAAUAUCUCACAGCAACUAGAGAAGCUUCAAUCAAAGAACCUCACUCUUGCUGACUGAUUUUACAGAAAAUAACAAAGGAGUAUGAUAGUCAUUUGUACCAAUCAUCUUCAGCAACAACCUAUUGAAAUGACACUAAUGCUGAUGACACCAUCCCCUAAAGAGCUAACUGAAAGGUGAGCUGCAAUCAAAAUUACAGAUCAUUACAGACAGUGUAAUGAAAAGAAGUACACAUGGAGCAUUCUCUUCAAAGAAAGAACACAUGUAUAAAACCACUGAAUGAGACCAACUGAAAACUGUCUAUAUAAUUUUGCUAUGGAAUACAAACCCAUGACUUUUA
Messenger RNA from Hemiscyllium ocellatum (epaulette shark), 946 nucleotides. It is a transcript of the gene bag1, whose product is annotated as BCL2 associated athanogene 1. Gene Ontology annotation, molecular function: adenyl-nucleotide exchange factor activity; protein-folding chaperone binding. The record is from RefSeq and is a predicted model, not a curated record. NCBI's taxonomy places the organism in Eukaryota, Metazoa, Chordata, Chondrichthyes, Orectolobiformes, Hemiscylliidae. Gene Ontology annotation, biological process: protein stabilization. The transcript is spliced from 8 exons. Gene Ontology annotation, cellular component: cytosol; membrane; nucleus. Bases 43 to 666 code for a protein of 207 amino acids.